Nezara viridula (southern green stink bug) is the source of this 228-nucleotide messenger RNA. The record is from the annotation of a GenBank genome assembly. NCBI's taxonomy places the organism in Eukaryota, Metazoa, Arthropoda, Insecta, Hemiptera, Pentatomidae.
AUGUCGGGCUCGAUGAGACACCUCUCAACAGCGGCGGGAAUCGAUCCAGUGACAGAUGAUAUGCCCGAACGCUUCGCUCCGAACGGAGCCUGCCAGAUAAAGUGCUCUGGCUUCCUGCGUUCCAAAUGGACCGGCCUUAUCAGAUCCGCAGAUGCAUGGGGUAAUGAUGUCAAAGCUAAGCGGGGUUAUAACGCCAAUUGUCUCAGAUUAACUUUCAUCCGUUAUUGA